Molecule: messenger RNA, 608 nt
Organism: Gaeumannomyces tritici R3-111a-1
Lineage: Eukaryota; Fungi; Ascomycota; Sordariomycetes; Magnaporthales; Magnaporthaceae
Exons: 2
Coding region: 1-516 (171 amino acids)
Source: RefSeq, a predicted model, not a curated record
AUGUUUGUUGCACAGAGGAUUUACCCGGAUCCCAUCAUAUCCGCAUCGUUAGAUUCAUUUUUCUCUUCGGUGGCAUCCAACCAAUCACACCUCCCGCACCACAAAAUUUUCGAUCUCUAUUCCAUAUGUUUCCUUCUGUCAUCGACAAGAAGCCCCGCUAGUAUUUCCGCAUCUCCAACACCACAACACAGCAUCAAAUCGUUGCCUCGCAGCGGUGCAUCACAGCCAAAUUGUGGGGCGGAUGCGUAUGUGCCCCUUGGCUGCGCCCCUGUGGAGUCAAAGGGAGGGUGUGAGCGAUCGGGGAGCGAGCCGGCCAUGCAAAAUAUCGAUCCUCGGUCUACAUGGUGGCGUGUUAUGAGCUCUUUUGGCAUCGGAUCAUGCAAGUCCUCCUUCAUCCCCCAGGCAUUCCAACUCGGAGCCGAGAAGAUACAAUAUCUAAAGCCCACAGACAGACCGGUAAGCCCCAAGUAUCACCUGUGUUGUAUGCAAAUCGAUGAGUUCGGCGGCUCUACAUAGAAUCCUCAUCCUGAAAGCGCACUGCAGACUGUCCACCACCCUAGACUAAAUCCUAAACCCCGAGGAUAGUGCCGAGACUCUAUUUGCCAAAG